Haliaeetus leucocephalus (bald eagle) is the source of this 1656-nucleotide messenger RNA. RefSeq names its product cGMP-dependent protein kinase 1-like. The coding region runs from base 1 to 1656 and encodes 551 amino acids. Gene Ontology annotation, molecular function: ATP binding; cGMP-dependent protein kinase activity. The transcript has 14 exons. NCBI's taxonomy places the organism in Eukaryota, Metazoa, Chordata, Aves, Accipitriformes, Accipitridae. The record is from RefSeq and is a predicted model, not a curated record. Gene Ontology annotation, biological process: protein phosphorylation.
AUGGAUGAGCGGCUGCGGGACCUGCGGCUGCAGGAGGAGAGGACCUUCCUGCAGAGCGUGGCGCGGGAGGAGGCCACAGAGCGGCCCCCCAGUCGGCGGCACAGUCGGGCACCCGCCAUCGUCCCUGAGCCCCUCGCCAGUGACGCUGCUCUCUGUGUGCCCAACAGCCCCAAGUCACGCAGGGACCUCAGCCUGAUAGCGGAGGCGGUGGGACGCAGCGAGUUCCUGCGGCGCCUGGGCGAGGGCUGCCCCGAGGCGCUGGCCCAGAGCUUCGCCCCCGUCUGGCACGGCCCCGGGGACACCGUGCUGGCUGAGGGCACCGAGGGCACCGCCAUGUACAUUGUGGCAGAGGGGCAGCUCAGUGUGAGCCAGCGGGGCCGGCAGCUCCGCAUGCUGGGGCCAGGUGAUGUGUUCGGGGAGCUGGCCAUCCUCUACCACUGCAAGCGCACUGCCACCGUGCAGGCGCUCAGCCCCGUGCGCCUCUGGGCCAUCGACAGGCAGCGGUACCGUGCCAUUGCCACCAGCAACGCCAAGCAGAGACGAGCCAAGAUCCUGGGGUCUCUGCGAACAGUGCACUGGCUGCAGGACCUCUCUGACAGCCACCUCUGCAAGCUGCUGGAUGCCAUGGAGGAGUGCACCUUUGCGCCUGGCCACGUCAUUAUCCACGAAGGGGACGAGGGGCAAAACUUUUACAUCAUCCUGAAGGGAGAGGUGCGGGUGAGCCGGCGGGUGGAUGGGCAGGAGAAGCUGCUCCGUGUCCUGGGCGCCGGCGAGCACUUUGGGGAGCUCUCCCUGCUGCAGGGUUGGGGGUCUCCGAGCCUGAGGCAGCCCCUGGCGCCGGUGCGGCUGGAGGACCUGGUGGCCAUGCACUAUGAGGAGGGGCCGCGGCAGGGCCAGCGCGUCAUCCUGGGCACCGGCGGCUUCGGCAGGGUUGAGCUGGUGAGAGUGCGAUCCGGGGAGCGGCUCUUUGCGCUGAAGCAGAUCCGCAAGGACUGGGUGGUGCGGACGCAGCAGCAGGAGCACGUGCGCACUGAGCGGCGGGUGCUGGCAGGCAGCCACAGCCCCUUCAUCGUGGGUUUUUUCGGCACCUUCCGGGAUGGGCAGUAUGUCUACCUGCUGCUGGAGUUCUGCCAGGGCGGCGAGCUGUGGACCAAGCUGCGUGAGAUGCGCUGCUUUGAGGAGCCGCUGGCCGUGUUCUGCUGUGCCUGCGUGGUUGAGGGUCUCGAGUACCUGCACGGCCGUGGCAUUGUCUACCGCGACCUGAAGCCCGAGAACCUCAUGCUGGACCAGAGCGGCUACGUCAAGCUGGUUGACUUUGGCUUCGCCAAGGAGCUGGGGCGGGGGGAGAAGACCUACUCCUUCUGCGGGACCCCCGAGUACCUGGCGCCUGAGAUGUUGCGCCAGGAAGGCCACGACUUCGCUGUCGACUUCUGGAUGCUGGGCAUCCUCACCUUCGAGCUGCUGGUGGGCAGGCCCCCCUUCCACAGCGCUGACCCCCAGCAGAUCUACAGCCGCAUCCUGGACGGCGUCUUCUCCUUCCCUGCUUUCCUCGGCGAGGCCGCCUGCUCCCUCAUUGGCAAGCUCUGCAGACGCCGUCCGGGUCAGCGCCUGGGGAACACGGCCAGCGGCAUCCGCGGCAUCAAGAAGCACAGGUGA